AUGUUGCUGCUCCCUGGUUAUAUAAAUCCUACUAGAAUUUUUCCUUUACUCUUAUUAAUUAUUGUUCCAGCAUUUUCUAUAAUUGUGGACUAUGAUAAUUGUGUGAAAUUUAGUCCGUUAACAAUUUAUCCCCCUGCAUCGAAUCCUCAAAUGCGAUAUUAUUUAUUCACCCCAAAUAAUCAAAUAGAAGGUGAAGAAAUCAUAUAUCAAGAUUUUGGAUCGUUAGAUUCUUCGCAUUUCAAUAAACAAUGGCGUACAAGAUUGUUUGUUGGAGGUUGGAAGGUUUUUCCAAAUAACUGUAGAACAGCAUUAUUAAAAGAUGCUUAUUAUGAAGCAGCAUCUUAUGAUAAACCUACUAAUUUUAUUAUAGCCGAUUGGAGUGAUUGGAAUACACAAGAAUAUCCUUUUGCUGUUGCUGAUGUUGCAUAUGUUGGAGAAUUAAUAGGAGAUUUUAUAAAUUUCUUAUAUAAUUAUGGUGUGCCUUAUGAUAAUAUUUAUAUAAUUGGGCAUAGUCUUGGGGCACAUGUAGCCGGGGCAGCUGGCAGUUCUAUAAAACCAAAUCAAGUUAAUACAAUAUUUGGCUUAGAUCCUGACGGAGUCGUUGCGGGUGUUACACUUUCUCACAUAUUAAAUCCAAAUGAUGCUGCUUAUGUUGAAGCAAUAAUUACUGAUAUGAUUGCAGGAUUAGGAUACAGUUUACCAGGACCAAUAGGGGAUGCACAAUGUUAUCCACAUUUUGGACAACGUUAUCAACCAUCUUGUUCCGUCUUAAGUACUGAUCAAUUUUGUAGUCACGCUGUUGCUGUUGAUUAUUUUGCUAAUAGUUUAGGGGAAGGUAUAGAAUUUUGUGCUAUACCAACUACUUUUCCGAACAUGGUAUUAUCAAUUGCACCACAAGAUGAUGGUUUGUGCACUUACGUAAUGGGUGGUGAUCCGUCACAACCUAAGAACGGAAUUCUUUACGUUCCUACACAAACUUCAGUACCACUACCACCAUAG
Condylostylus longicornis is the source of this 999-nucleotide messenger RNA. RefSeq names its product phospholipase A1 2-like. Lineage: Eukaryota; Metazoa; Arthropoda; Insecta; Diptera; Dolichopodidae. The record is from RefSeq and is a predicted model, not a curated record. The transcript has 3 exons. Gene Ontology annotation, molecular function: lipase activity. The coding region runs from base 1 to 999 and encodes 332 amino acids.